UGCCUGUUACCCUGACUCCAGCUGUGCCUGCACAGCCUUUUGCUGUGUGCAGCACGAGCAGCAGCAUGGCUAGCGGUGGGGGACCCCUGGGGGCAGCUGGUGCUGCGGGGGGUGCUGGUGCAGCACCUCACUACCACCUGCCACUUUUUACACCUUUCUUUGCUACACCUGUGCUCGCUGCCUCAGGCCACCACCAUGUGGCACCCUGUGGUUGCUGCUUCCAUCACCAUCAGUUUGCUGCCCCAGCCUUUAUCCAUCCAUCCCAGAUGAUGGCUGCUGCACCAUUAGCCGCCCACCAGAGGGCUCCACAACAUGCCACACUUUUGUCGCAGUCGCAGGAGCCAGACAUGGAGCUGCUUGCGGAGCAGCGGCGCAACGGUGGCGCCUACGGAGGCAUGUCGCCCCAGAUGAGUCAUCACGUGCCACCAGGCACGCACUCGUCAUCCCCAUCGAUGCCCCACCUCCUGCCAGACACUGUGACCAGCAUGGCCCCUCAGGCGGACUUCAUAUGCAUGGUGCAUCCACCGCGCUUGGUUCAGGGUCGACGUACCUCUGGCCGCCGCUGGCGCGCUCCUCUGGUUGCCGCUACACCUCCUCCUCCUCCGCCGCCACCGCAUCCAGGCUUCCUACUGCACUUCUUCUGGUGGCCUUAUGAUGGUUCUAGUGCCAUGCUGUCCAACAACCCAGUGCCAGCAUAUGCGCCUGAAAUGGCAACUGCAGAAUCACCAGCAGCUGAGAACUAUGAAGCCCUGUUGAGCUUGGCUGAGAGGCUGGGAGAGGCAAAGCCACGUGGUUUGCCAAGAGCAGAGAUUGAGCAGCUGCUGUCGUACCGCUUUAACCCCGAGACACACGAAUCUGAGCAGACAUCAUGUGUGGUAUGCAUGUGCGACUUUGAGGCCCGACAAGUCCUGCGUGUGCUUCCUUGUGGGCACGAAUUUCACGCCCGCUGCGUUGACAAGUGGCUCAAGAAUAACCGCACAUGCCCGAUCUGCCGAGGCGAUGCAGCUGAAGGUGGACAGAGCCCUGGAUGAGCAUGCAUUCUUGCUGCCUACCAGGAUGACGACCAGAAGUGGCACCACAUCGUUCUCCUUUCUCAUUCUUUUUUUUUUUCUUUGGCGGGGACUUCAUUGUGUCGCUGACACCUUCGAAUACUGUGGAGUCUGCCAAGAGUUCUGCAAAGCUGACAAAAUGCUUGGUUGUGGAGCUGCGAAAACCCAGUGUCCUCUUUUGUGUGUGUCACUUUUCUUUGGGCCAAUAUUAUGCCCACCAAAAUUGAAUUCUGGGAUUGAACAGAACCGAUUCGGACUUUCUUCUUCUUCUUUGUGCAAUACAAGAGGUUCUCCAGUCUUUUGUGCAUCUGUGUUGGCGCUUCACCAUGUAGAAUAUCUCUCCAACAGCUCUGCAACCAAGUUGCUUCCCAGUGCAAAGAUCGAGCAAAGUGUGAAUGUGUUUUUGGUUUUGCAGUUUCGUUUUCGCAUGCAUGUAUGUGUUGGUAAAAAAAAGCAUGGUUGUCAAUCCUUGGUGCCAGGUAGCCGGUGAAUGAAUGAAUUGCGACCUCCUCGUUUUGGGCGUUGCCUAGGAUGUUCCCAAUGCCAAGGCUUAGUUGUUGCCCAGAAAUGUGCCCAGUGUGCUGCUUACUAGGUUUGUCUCAUAAUGCUGGAGGCCAUUUGCUGUGGCUCUUUUUGCAACUUGGCUGUUGUCUCGGCUCCUACAAUUAUUUUUUUUGUCCAGAGUUUGUGGGUUGCUUAGAGCCAAAGCUAGGUUGCGAAUGAGCCAGAGGCUGGCCACAGUUGUCGCUCAACUGCUAGUGGUCCCUGUUGUGCUGAAGUUGGUGUGUGUACUACUCCAAUGUGCUGGAUGAAGUGUGACCCCCCCCUCCCGCCCCAAAGUACACCAGCAAAGUGACUAAAUCUAUUAGGAGCUGUGGUGCCACUGCGCGCUGUUUAUUUGAUCUUCCACCAUGCUGCAUGUUGGCAGCCAUCGGGGGUUAAGGGCAAACAGUCCCAUGUCACCCGCUCAUUCAUGCCCACUGCACAUAUUUAAGAACUAGCAUCUUCAUUUAAGCACUUGCUUGCCUUAGGCUUUGCCCUUUAAUCAUGCUGUCCCCUGUGACAGCUUGGCUUUCCCCCACUUGGCAGCAGUGCUGGUCAUGCAGGAAUUGUUUGACUGUCCAGCUUGAUUUUUGUCUUUUGAAAUGUAUUUAUGUAAUGCCAUUCAUUUGUCUAAGUCGUUUUUUAAGGCUCAUUGCUCACGUUUCUCAUGCUGCAUAGCAUUGUUGCGUUCUUCUUGUUGGUACAGUUGUCCAGCAUUUCACACAUGCCACUGUACUUCCCACCACACCAUUGCCGUGUCUUAGUCAAACCUCACGGCUUACUUUUUGCUGUUGCGUUCUUUCAUUGAAUUUUUUCAUUACUCUGCGUGUGAGUCGUUACGGACAGUUGUCCGACAUAUUUUUUAUAUUCGUUGUUCAGUUCAUUAUUGUUCUUGCAUGCAUUGUUUGACAAAGGUGUUGUCGAUAAUCCUUUGGGGGUGAUAACCUGAACUGUACUGCAGUAUUUGACAUACCAUAGCAACAAGCGUUCUGUUUCUCAUAGACAUAACAUGGGUGUCUCAGUUGCAAGUAAGGUUUUGCAAUGCUGUUCUAGCUUCCAUUUGGGACGUGUCUGCAUCUUUGCGCUGCACAAUAAUUGUUUGUGGCACACAUUUUACUCAGGGGCAGUCACCCUCAAGUUGUUACCUUUGCUGUGCUGUAUUUCGUUUUUUUGUUUGUGUGUGCUUGUGUGUGUGUUUUCAUGUCAGUUUGCAACCCGUCAGUUGAGCACCAUCCAAUUGCCAAAUUUCUUGAGGCGGCUAAAGUGAAAAGUGCAAAUUUUAGUGACAUCAUUCACCUCCGCUCAAUUUGCCUGCGUAUUGAGGCAGCAUUGUUUUCUUUCCUCCCUCAAAUCAUUCCAAGGCAGUGGCUCACUUCCCUGGCUUGGCACCUGUGCACUGAAGCCCACACAGUCCAGCAAUGGACAGAGAAGGAUAUUUUCGAGCCCAUUGCAGGGCAGUCGUGAUGCAGUCCCCUUUGUUCUACACUUGCUGUCCCUACGGCUUCCUCACCAGCAGUGCAAUAAGUGUGCUCCACUUUUUUUUUUUUUUGCCAGCCCUGCCUAGACAGUUUGCCUGAUCUCAGCCGAAUCUGCCUGUGUAUAUACAUAUGACGCACUGCUAGGAAAGCCUGUCGUCCUCCUGCUGUUCACUGCUGAAUAGCCGUGGCAAGCCUGCGUUGCAGGGUGCUUGCUUGCGCAUGUAGCCAUUUACACUGCUGGGCUGCACGGUUGUUUGUUUCAUGCACCCUCUUAGCAUUGUUUUUUUUUUGAUGGGCAUUAUAUUUGCUGUGUUUGUUUUGUGACGUGUUACAAGAAUGUUGAAAGCAAGCUACUGAUGCAGCGGAACUUAGGUCAUGCAGGAAUUGUUUGACUGUCCAGCUUGAUUUGGUGGGUGUGAUUUGAUUUUCUGAAGCUUGAUACUUGUGUCAUUUCUUUGUAUUUUUCAUUCUGAAGCUUGAUACCUGUCAUUUUUAUGUAUUUGGAAGCAUUGUUGAAAUGCCAUUGGCUCUCAGUACUAUUGAUUUGUUAAUAAUACUCUAGAACUAAACACGGGUAGCUUUUGCUGCAGUAGGGAUUCCAUUUAUAGUGGUGUUGGCUGGCCACAGGGCAGUUGUCAAGCAUCAGCAGAGCUGUCGACAGUCUUGUACCAUGCCAUUUUUGACUCUUCAUAUAACGUUUGGUUAAGGAGUCUGAUUUAAUCUGGAUACUUUUCUUUUUCAUGGGGUUAUUUUUUUUUUCUGAAGCAUGAUACUUGUUUCAUUUCUAUGUAUUUUUUUGUGAAGCUUGAUAUUUGUUCCAUUUCUAUGCAUUUUUUUUCUGAAGCUUGAUACUUGUUUCAUUUUUAUGUAUUUUUUUUCUGAAGCUUGAUACUUGUCAUUUCUAAGUAUUUUUUUUUUCUGAAGCUUGAUUUGUUUCAUUUCUAUGUAUUUUUUCUGAAGCUUGAUACUUGUGUCAUUUCUUUGUAUUUUUCUUUCUGAAGCUUGAUACUUGUCAUUUCUGUGUAUUUUUUUGCUGAAGCUUGAUACUUGUUUCAUUUCUAUGUAUUUUUCAUUCUGAUGUUUGGUACUUGUUCCAUUUCUAUUUUUUCUUGUUAAAGCUUGGUACUUGUUUCAUCUCUAUGAGAAGGGCUGCACGGAGUCAUUUUUUUUACCAAGUUGUAUCUUCCUCAAAGUAACUUGCGUAGUUCCGAGACUUCCUUGCAGUCUCUGGUGGCAUUACGUGUAGCACGCAUGUGGCCGAUCUUGCACCAGCCCAGUUUUUUGCCUUUCCGUAGACGGCAGGAGUCUGGCCAAGUCGGCAGUGUUUGGGUGUGUGCACCAAAACACGCGCAGCUUACACAUUUGUGACAUUCCAGUGUGGAGAUGUGCCCACUUUCUAUGCAAAGUUUCUCUGGACUCUGCAGCAUCAGUUGAGUUUCCGAUUGUCCAAGUGGCUCCUUCGCUUUCUUACCAACUCUGGCUGUCACUUGCGAGUAAUCCUUCCUGGAUGGUAAUGUCUGAAUUCUAGUGCAAGCCCCAAAGUGCCAAUAAAAAUUCAGUACCACAUGUGUGUGCAUUUACAUGUUUCAAGAGAUGCUUGUUUUCAUUUGACUGUUUUAUUUCUUGUGUGUUUGUACAAUAAAACAUUUUUAAUCGCUACACAA
Molecule: messenger RNA, 4734 nt
Organism: Rhipicephalus microplus (southern cattle tick)
Lineage: Eukaryota; Metazoa; Arthropoda; Arachnida; Ixodida; Ixodidae
Gene: mura
Product: ring finger protein murashka
Biological process (GO): protein ubiquitination
Molecular function (GO): ubiquitin protein ligase activity
Source: RefSeq, a predicted model, not a curated record